UCGUCUCUCAUUUCAAGCACACAAGUCUAGCCGCCCACCAUUCUGUCAUUAGCCCUCAACCAUACGCCAAAAUAUGGCAGCCACUUUUGCAAGCCCAUCAACCGUCGUUGGCCUCGGUGGCACCGCCACCUCUAUGUCCUCCCCGCCGAUGAAAACCCGCCUCUCUUCAGGGUUUUUGAAAUCUGGGGUGACGGCUAGGAACCCUUUGAGGCUGGCUGGUGCUUGUGGGGGCAAGUUUACUUGCUUCGAGAGAGACUGGCUACGAAGGGACUUUAACGUGAUAGGAUUUGGACUGAUUGGGUGGAUAGCACCAUCUAGCAUACCGGCCAUCGAUGGGAAGAGCUUGACUGGCCUUUUCUUUGAAAGCAUUGGAACUGAGCUCGCUCACUUCCCUACACCUCCGCCUCUUGCCUCUCAAUUCUGGUUGUGGUUGGUGUUAUGGCACCUAGGACUGUUCAUCACUCUUACUUUUGGACAAAUUGGGUUCAAAGGAAGGAAUGAGGAUUACUUCAAAUACUAAUCUCCUUCUUCUUUAUCUUUAUUUGUAAUCUUUUCUUAACUCAUAUUUUGUGGGUUCCUUUUUCCUUUUGAAUCUCCCCUUCCCCUCUCUUUCUUUAAAACAAUUGUUCUCUUUGCCUUCCUUUCCAUUAUGUAAAAUUAUUUUAAUCUCAACCCAAGUCUUACCUA
Messenger RNA from Gossypium raimondii (Peruvian cotton), 687 nucleotides. Its product is annotated as photosystem I subunit O. The coding region runs from base 74 to 520 and encodes 148 amino acids. The transcript is spliced from 4 exons. NCBI's taxonomy places the organism in Eukaryota, Viridiplantae, Streptophyta, Magnoliopsida, Malvales, Malvaceae. The record is from RefSeq and is a predicted model, not a curated record.